Messenger RNA from Diorhabda carinulata, 1104 nucleotides. RefSeq lists its product as uncharacterized. NCBI's taxonomy places the organism in Eukaryota, Metazoa, Arthropoda, Insecta, Coleoptera, Chrysomelidae. Bases 259 to 1104 code for a protein of 281 amino acids. The record is from RefSeq and is a predicted model, not a curated record. The transcript has 6 exons.
ACAGUGUCCAGAACAAUAAGGACUGCAAAACCAUUUCAACCUUUUCAUUCAGAAAUACCAAAAUUUGAAGAAAACAACAUACAAUACUGUUGGAAUAUCUUCGAUUUUAGAAGAUUUUUAAUAAAUUUUCCGUACAAUUUGAAAUGCAGAAGAGAAAAUAGACAGAAGGAUACGUGGAACAACUGUAUUGAGUUAAAUUAACACCGUGGAUAUUUUAGAAGUCCAGGUUAUCCAUUCUUUUAUCCCAAAAUACUAAACAUGUGCUUCAGAUUUAGAAAACAACCUGGAUAUUGUGCUAUAAGACUUUAUAUGAACGAUUUUCAAUUACAAAGUAGUUACGAAUGUCAAAAAGAUUAUGUCUUACUGGAGAAUCAACACAGAUAUUGCGGUAGAAGCCUCUUGAGACAAUAUAUAACUUUUGAUUUGACAUCUAAAAAUUAUGAAGAUUUGAGAUUUGUAACGGGUUUAUUUUUCUGCGGACGUGGAUUCUGUGGUAGUUAUGAACAACUUCCAUGCCAACAACCUACUGUGCCAAUAAAUCUAACAACCACGACCAUACCACCGUCGCCAACUCCUAAUGUAAUAGGAUGUGAUAGAUACAUCUCGGAUCAAUCGUUUACUUUGGAAAUGAAUCAAAAUAAAGCGAAUUGUAUAUUCGAGAUUAAAAAAUUCACGAAGAGUGCUUGCAAAGUGGAUUUCCAUUUUGAAAAGUUCGACCUAUUCUGUGGUUCAGAAUCUUUAUUGAUGAAUAAUAUAACAUUAUGUGGACAUUUGACUGACAGAAAAAUUUCUGUCAAUUUUGAUGAGUAUUAUGGAAUAGUAACCGUAGUAUAUAGAAGCAACCUUUUAAAUAAGUAUAGUGAUUUCAAAUUCAAGAUAACUGGACAGCAAGUAACUGAUGACUGCCUCAUAGAUCUCGAACUACCACAGAGUCAAAUUGUUUUGAGAAUGUCUCAAAUUGAUUUUCACGAUGUUAUAAAAUUUAAGAUUAAAGUUGUUUCACAAGGGACAAAAAAAUUACCACGUUUGAGAGAUCCUGUGGUGGUAACCACUCCACACAUUAAAUUUCAACACAGACCGGUAUUUCUAAAACAAGUUCUCUAA